Molecule: messenger RNA, 2545 nt
Organism: Saccoglossus kowalevskii
Lineage: Eukaryota; Metazoa; Hemichordata; Enteropneusta; Harrimaniidae
Product: kelch-like protein 30
Molecular function (GO): protein binding
Source: RefSeq, a predicted model, not a curated record
AUGGCGACUCUGUGUGUAGGUUCGCGGCAAUUCACUACCACUGAUUAUGCAACCGGCGUUUUAAAGAAGCUACAAGAACAGAGGAAAUGCAGAGUGUUCUGUGACGCAACCUUGAGGAUACAGGAAAAGGAAUGGUUCGCCCAUCGAGCGGUUCUUUCAGCGUGCAGUCCAUAUUUCGAAGCUGCUUUCAAAAGCGGGUUGACGGAGACUCGUUAUGGGGUCAUUGACUUGACGUACAUUGCCCCUAACGCAAUGUCUGCGCUUCUGCAGUACAUGUACACUGGUGUAAUCGCAUUCUCUGAAAUUGAUGUCGAAGACAUAUUGCAAGGAUCCGACUACUUUGGAAUGGAAGAGGUACGAUCGUUUUGCACGGCUUAUCUGCAAGAAAACGUAACAUUAACAAACACUAACUGUUUUGUUGCAAAAAGCUUAGGGGACAAGUUCAACAUCAAAGCGCUGAGUACCGCAGCAAAGGAAUAUUUUAGAAAUCAUUGUUAUGAAAUUCUAUCAACUGACACGUAUCUGCCUUUGUCAUACGGACAAUUACUGGAAUUCCUCGAGGAUGACUUGAAUAUUGUUGAAAUCGUGAAAGAUGGUGACAUUGUAUGCGGAGAAGAGAGUGUAUUGAAAGCCGUAUUCAAAUGGGUUGAAUAUGACCCAGAAAUUAGGACAGCGUUCGCGCCUGAACUUUUGAAACGAUGCGUGCGUUUUAAGAGCAUUCAAAAGAAACCACUGGACUUACUAAUGGAAGGAAAUCCAGAGCUCCGUUCAUUGAUUGAUGAUAAGUUGUUGUACACAUCCAAUAAAGAGCGUACGGGUGAUUCGUCUGUCGAUUCUCAAGGAGUGAAAAGAGCGCGGCGUGGCAGGCUAGUCGAUGUGUUGGCAGUCUGUGGCGGCACAAACUAUUCAGUUGAAUCAAAUCACAUGUACGCAAACGUGUUAGAACAGCGUCGGUGGAUAGCCUUGGCUGAUUUACCCGAAGCAGUGUUUGGUGCUGCAGCAGUCUGUCACGCUGGAAAAGUAUAUGUGUGUGGGGGUCUGGUGAAAAGAGGGAAGUCGAGUACUGUCCGAAGUACUCUUUUCUGCUAUGAUCCUAUGUUAAACUCCUGGAAAAUAUUAUCGCCAAUGAACACAGCAGUUCAGAGGCACAGUUUUGCUGCAUGUAAUAGUGGCCACCUUUACGUCAUUGGUGGUCUUGCCGAACAUACUGUCUGUCGCGAUGUGCAGUGUUAUAAUAUACAGAGUGAUGUCUGGACAAAUAAGCGCCCUCUGCCUGCAGCAAGAUGCGAUACUUUAGCAUUCACAUCUAAUAACCGUGUGUACAUAGUCGGAGGAUGGGAUUCUUCUGUCGACUACACGGACUCCUCGACUGGCACGCUUUGCUGUUACAACCCAGAAACUGACACUUGGAUAGACUUAGCACCGCUACCUCCCGGAUGUGACGUCAAUACAUCUUGCUGGGUGCUCCCAGUUGACGUGGAAGAGGGCCGUAGACGAUUUUUAGUGACUGACUUCCGUCGACAAGCUUUCAUUUACCACGUUGAUAAGAAUGUUUGGACUGAAGUCGGCGAUAGUUUUAAGAAGCUGCGCCCGGGAUCGACGGCAAAGUCUUGCUGUGUCUGUGAGAAAACUUCACGUGUACUCACCCUCUCAUCCUGUCGUUCGUUUUUCCAAUGGGACCGUGAGACGCUGACUAGGUUGGAGAGAAUACCACCGUCUCCCCAACAACAAACGAACGUCGCAAUAACCUUACCUCAUCAAUUUUCAACUGUUCUUCAAAUUCCAUGUCAAUUUAUUUGACUUGUCAUGCAACAUUUGCGUGGAAAAUUCUCGAUGCAAUGGGCAAUUCAACCUCAUACAUAUACAUUAAAAUGUCGUAUAUGCUGUACGUGAGUGGAUGUGGUCACAGUAGGUAAAUUUUAUGGUCAGGUCCAAUAUGGACUGAGAGAUGACUUGUAGGCUUGGACGAUAGAUCGACUCGCAAACACGAUAAUACUAUCCGGCAAUUGAUACAUGACAAAUGAUUGAGGCCUUGCGUAGAUAUUAGUGCUGUUGAGUGAUUUUAUUUUUACAAGUGAUAUAUCAUAUCCGACAAAACUUAAUGGAGGUGUAAAGAGUACCCACAUUGUCCCUCUUCGUGUCGUAGAUCCCAGAGACAUUUUCAAUGCUAGAAUAUUUAACGAUUCCCACCUACUCGCGAAAAUGUGUCUCGCGAAAUUAUAGCUGUUUCCAGUCCCUGAAUUCUUGUUCGUGCGGUGAAUAUGCCGCGCAUGCGCAUCGUUAUAAUUAUAUUUUAAUGAGCAUAUCAUUCUUGAAUGUAAAGUCAAGCGUUUGUCAAUUUCCUUAAAAAUAACCGAACUGCUGUUUUGUGUCACACUGCACUAUUCAUAUUGCUGCAAUUGAUACACGUCAUAAGGACCGAUUUACAUGUUAACUUUGCGUCCAUCGGCAACUGGAACGUAGACGAACUUGAAUUGGCAUGUGUGUAACCAUAGCAACUGAAUCCGAGUACAGUAACAUUUCAAGUGCAGUUCAUGGAAAUCCC